UAAUGCCAGCCCUCACCCUCGCCCGCCCCACCCUGGGCUCCAAUGUCCCCCUCAAGGUUGUGGUUGAUCCUUUGGUGAUGUUCUCCAUCCUCGACCACGCCCUCCGUCGCCCCGCCGAUUCACAGGAGAGAGUGAUUGGAACUUUGUUGGGUGUCAGGAGCGAAGAUGGUACAGAGGUCGAGAUCAGGAACUGUUUUGCUGUGCCGCAUAACGAAUCAUCCGAGCAGGUUGAGGUCGACAUGGAGUAUCACAAGACGAUGUACGCCCUCCACCAACGCGCAAACCCAAAAGAAGUCCUGGUCGGAUGGUACGCCACCCACCCCUCCCUCAACGCCUUCUCCGCCCUCAUCCAGAAUUUCUACGCUUCCGAAAUUCCCUCCGGGCCUUGUGUUCAUUUGACGAUGUCUACUAAGGCGGGGAAGGAGAUGGCUGUUGAGACGUAUGUUUCGAGUGUUGUCGGUAUCACCCCCGAGCGUGCGGCGGACUCGUGUCUCUUCGUCCCUGUCGCGUCGGAGGUGAGGUACGGGGAUGCCGAGAGAACUGGAUUGGAGGUCAUUGCAUCAGCCAAGGCUUCCAGCACGCGCACUGCGAUCCCAACCUCCGAUAUCUCCGCCCUCGAGCGCUCUAUCACCGAAGUCCUCUCCAUGAUCGACCGUGUCUCCGCCUACGUCAGCCGUGUGCUUAGUGGAAGCGAGAGAGCGAAUAAUGCUGUUGGACGAUUUUUGAUGGAUACGUUGAGUCAAGCGCCGAAGUUGGAUGAGACGGAGGUGGAGAAGAUGUUCAAUAGCCAUUUGCAGGAUGUGUUGAUGGUUGUUUAUCUGGCGGAGACGGUGAGGACGCAGUUGGCCAUUGGCUCCAAGUUGGUUGGGUUGGUGUAAGCGAUGAGGAGCGAAGCGACGCAUGGUUAAUGUGAGAGGUGAACGAAGAGGAGAUACGAUGGGCAAAAAGAGAAGUAAGGUUC
This is a messenger RNA of Saitoella complicata NRRL Y-17804, 961 nucleotides long. Its product is annotated as Mov34-domain-containing protein. The annotation marks the transcript as partial. The transcript has 2 exons. Gene Ontology annotation, biological process: translational initiation. Lineage: Eukaryota; Fungi; Ascomycota; Saitoellomycetes; Saitoellales; Saitoellaceae. Gene Ontology annotation, cellular component: eukaryotic translation initiation factor 3 complex, eIF3m. Gene Ontology annotation, molecular function: translation initiation factor binding; metallopeptidase activity; translation initiation factor activity. The record is from RefSeq and is a predicted model, not a curated record.